Messenger RNA from Panonychus citri (citrus red mite), 1497 nucleotides. RefSeq names its product eukaryotic translation initiation factor 5A-2-like. The transcript has 2 exons. Gene Ontology annotation, biological process: positive regulation of translational elongation. Gene Ontology annotation, molecular function: ribosome binding; RNA binding; translation elongation factor activity. Lineage: Eukaryota; Metazoa; Arthropoda; Arachnida; Trombidiformes; Tetranychidae. Bases 1153 to 1497 code for a protein of 114 amino acids. The record is from RefSeq and is a predicted model, not a curated record.
CUGAUUGUGAAAGUGUUUCUAAGGUCAUAAAUGAGGUCUGAUAGUAUUAAUACUUACAAUUAGAUUGUUGUAAUGGGAAUAUUGAUUUAAAUUGAGUUUGUUUUACCGUUUAGCCUUCAAUUUAACACAAAUAAUCAUCACCAUUAGGGGGUUUUUAACGAUACAGUUUCAAUUAGUCAGAAUCAAUGAGUUCUGAUGAAAAAGACGCAAAGUACAUAGUAGUGUAUUCAAAUUAAAUAAAAGUUCAGUCUUCGAACGCACAAUAACGGAAUCAAUCGUAUUGCUUUAAUGAAUUACAAGUUAAUAUAUUGAUAGAUUUUCUUAUCCAAAGAAUUUCUAUAUAGUGUUUCGAAUUUGUGAAAAGUUCUAGUUGGAUGAUGGUAAAUGAAAACUAAUCGAACAUGCUAAUAGUUACAAAUGUCAAGAUCGAAAUGAAAAACAAACUUUUAGCUGGGGAAAUUAAUUCAGUCGAUAAUUAAUAAGAUAAAUUCACGAUUACACAAUUGCAAAACUGUUGACCAUUGUCCAUAAUUGAAUAGUAGCCAUAAGAAUGUGCUAAUGAACAAGGUGACCAAUCACCACGAAGUAAUUACCUUAUAUCAUUAAAAUUUUCUCGCGUCAAUAGUAAAUUCAUUCAUAAAAUCAGAUCAUUGUAAUAAUUGUCAUUUUGUUGUCAAUUGAAAGAUUACGAGUUUUCUUUUCUCUCUCUCUUUCUCUUUCUCUCUUUGUCAUACGUUAAUCCAUCUAAUUAAAAGUUUCUCGUUUCAUCUCAUUUUCCUAUUCUCAUUCUUCUGUUUCCGCUUCCUUUUUCUCUAACUCUUGACUUCGAAACACUACUGUAGUUAUUGUUAAUAUUUUCAAUAGAAGCUCUGAUGAUCUCACUAUGAUGCAAUUGAUUCACUUCUUUAAUCUUCAGGAAACAAUUUAUCUAAUUAUUUGAUCACUUACAUUGAACAAGAGAUAUCUGAUUAAGGCAGGAAAAGAAAAGGAUGAAAGUGUCGUUAUUUUUACCUGGAAAAAUUUACCUCUCUCUCUCCCUCUGUUGCUCCCUUUUACUCUCAUUCUUCAAAUGUAUCAAUAAAUUGAAAGUUUUUUCGUUUUCAAUUCUACUCUGUUAUGAAUAAGUGAUUGAACUGCUUUGUUUUAUACGAAAUGGAUUUUGAACAAGAUGAUAGUUCAUUUACGACUCGUGAGUUAACAUAUCCGAUUGGAUGUUCUGCUGUUAAACAGUCCGAUAUUGUGAUUAUUGAUGGUCGACCAUGUAAAGUCAUGGAAAUAAGUACCGAAACUGGGGAAGACGGAGAGGAAAAGAUUCAUAUUAAAGGAGAGGAUAUUUUCAAUGGCGAUAAUCAUGAUGAUUUCUGCUCUCUAACUGAAAUGAUUACUAUUGCUGUAGUUUCAGACAAAGAGUACGAACUAGUUAGCAUUGAAGAAGGUUAUUGUGUGUUAAUGGAUGACAAGGAGAAACUCAGUGGAUAUACGAUUGCCUGCGGGUGA